Molecule: messenger RNA, 3772 nt
Organism: Melospiza georgiana
Lineage: Eukaryota; Metazoa; Chordata; Aves; Passeriformes; Passerellidae
Gene: PDK4
Product: pyruvate dehydrogenase kinase 4
Exons: 11
Coding region: 65-1324 (419 amino acids)
Biological process (GO): protein phosphorylation; regulation of glucose metabolic process
Cellular component (GO): mitochondrion
Molecular function (GO): pyruvate dehydrogenase (acetyl-transferring) kinase activity
Source: RefSeq, a predicted model, not a curated record
GCCCGCGGAGCACUCGCUCUCCCAGCGAUCGCUUACCUGCCACGCACCUGCCGGCCCGGCAGCGAUGAAGGCCGCCCGCAUCGCCCUCCGCAGCGCCGCCCCGCUGGCAGGGGCCAGCGCCGGCAGCAGCAGCGGCCGGUUGCCACAGGAGGUGGAGCAGUUUUCCCGCUUCUCCCCCUCCCCGCUCUCCAUCAAGCAGUUGUUGGACUUCGGCUCGACUAAUGGAUGUGAGAGAACUUCUUUUGCAUUUUUGCGACAAGAACUUCCUGUGAGGUUUGCAAACAUCUUGAAAGAAAUUGAUCUUCUUCCUGAUAAAUUACUAAGCACUCCAUCAGUAAAAUUAGUAAGAAGCUGGUACAUCCAAAGCUUAAAGGAGUUGAUCGAAUUCCAUCAGAAAAGCCCAGAUGACCAAAAAGUCUUAUCUGACUUUAUAGAUACUCUAAUUAGAGUCCGAAACAGACAUCAUGAUGUGGUUCCUACAAUGGCACAAGGAGUAAUUGAAUACAAAGACACUUUUAAAGUGGAUCCUGUCACCAAUCAAAACAUCCAGUAUUUUUUGGAUCGUUUUUACAUGAGCCGUAUUUCCACCCGGAUGCUAAUGAACCAACACACUCUUCUUUUUGAUGAUAAAUCUGGCUCGGGGCACCCAAGGCACAUUGGAAGUAUUGAUCCUUGCUGUGACGUUGUUGAAGUAGUGAAUGAUGCUUAUGAGAGUGCCAAGAUGUUGUGUGACCAGUAUUACUUGACAUCUCCAGAACUGAAACUUACUCAAGUGAAUGGAAAAGCUCCAGGAGAACCAAUUAACAUUGUAUAUGUUCCAUCUCAUCUUUUUCACAUGCUUUUUGAGCUCUUUAAGAAUUCAAUGAGAGCAACUGUUGAAUUCCAAGAAAACAGUUCCACCCUUUCUCCAGUUGAAGUGACAGUUGUUCUCGGGAAAGAAGACCUGGCAAUCAAGAUCUCAGACCGGGGAGGUGGUGUUCCCGUGAGGAAAAUUGAGCGGCUGUUUAGCUACAUGUAUUCCACUGCACCAAGGCCAAAUGUGGAUGAUUCUCGAAAUACCCCUCUUGCUGGCUUUGGGUAUGGCUUGCCAAUUUCUCGUCUGUAUGCUAAGUACUUUCAAGGAGAUCUAAAUCUUUACUCCAUAUGUGGUUAUGGAACAGAUGCUAUCAUCUACUUGAAGGCCUUAUCAACAGAAUCAAUAGAAAAACUCCCAGUUUUUAACAAAUCAGCUUCCAAGCAUUACCAGGCUACCUCAGAGGCAGAUGACUGGUGUGUCCCAAGUAAAGACCCAAAGAAUAUGGCAAAGCAGAGUGCAGCUUCCUGAAGAGAAGCUGAUAUCAAGACAUCCCAGGGGAUCAAGCUGGCUUCAAGAGCAGCAUUUGGAAGUAUUCAUCUACCUUCAAACAAGCAAGUUUCAGGACUAGCAGAAGAAAAAGAAGAUAAGAGUAUCAUAAACAUAGGCUAUAUGCACUGAAUCUGAAACCUUGCUGUGGACUUCAGGAUGAGGAAAAUAGGAGCACAUAUGUCUUUAAAGAAGAGCUGUGUAUAGAGAAAAAUCAAGCUAUUUUUUUACUAUGAUCAAAGACUUGGUGUGGUAGGGGUGUGCAAUUUUUAAAUCCUGUUUAAUGCUUGAAUUCUUAAUACUGACUGAUAAACGAGUUAUGCUGAUGCAUAUUUUUCUGUUAGAAUAGUUAUCAGCAGUUUAUUUUAUUACAGAACUUCUCAGGUAGAUAAUUAGCAUCCAUACUUUAAAGUUGUAUUUAUAAUGUUUGGAAAAGAUCUACUUAACAUGGCAGUCUUGUAGCAAGAUACAAACAGCGUUCAAGUACAGCCUGACUGGAAGAGGGGGAGCCUGGGAGGUAGGGACAAAGUGUUUGCCAUAUGUAAGGAAGUCCCAUUUUAAAAAAAAAGCUAUUCCAGGAAUAAUUAAGUGAUCUUCAUCUUAAGUGAUGCCUUGCUCUGUGAGUCACACUGCUAGAUAUUUUAUGUUAAACUGUGCAUGGGAAAUCAGCCAAGUAGGGCUUCAAUGCAUAAGGUAAUGAAGAAGAAAAUCAGGAUAUUUUUAAGACCUACUAAAAAGAAAUGGAAAGCUACUUGGUUAUAAUAGCUCUAACGUUAGGGUACAUCUGGCCUUUGUCCCUGUAUUCUGGAGAUUGUGUGCCAAGUCAGUUAGGAUUUACCAAGAACUGAGGUCAGACAUUGCACGUUGAACAGAAAGGUUUUGGUGAUGUGUAUUGUAUAAGCAUGUUGUGAAGAACAGCAUGUUUAAAAUACAGUCUUGUGGCUUGUUUCUGUUAUGCUGUUAGAUUAGUGGCUCAAUACACUAAACCAAAAUUGUCUUUUUCAGAUUGUCCAAUUGUCAAUUUCAAACUGUCACAACACCAUUUUAAAUUGUCAAACUUGCAAAUUAUCUUUUUCAAAUUUGUGUUGGACCACAUCAGCUCAAAGAUGUACAUAGGGAAUCUGUACCCUGAAAGCUGCAGAUGAGCACUGAAGGUCUGUAGAAAGGUUUUCAGGAGUGGUGUUGGAACUGUAAAAAAUUAUUCUAAGAACUGUUCAUUGCAAUGGAAAGAGCUUAGGAAAUGUUUCAGAAUGUAAACAACACUAAAAACUACUGGAAAGCUUUUAUGAAGAGCAAAAUAGGGGCAAUCCCACAGGAAAAAUGCCAGUGAGAGAGAGUUGUUCAGAAAAUGUUCCAUUCUCAGUAAGCUUCUUCCUUGCCCAUCUUUGUGUGUUUUCACUUUUGUAAGCAAGGUAGACUUUAACAGAUGCUAAAUUAUUGGAUGUUGCCAAGCUAGCCAGUCAAAAGUUCAUCAGGGAUGUAGAAUAUUACUUGAAAUUAAUUUUGUAUUAAUUAUCAUAUUAUCUUCUGUUUAUGUGAUCCUUUGCAAAAAGUUACAAAUACAGUAAAGCAUCCUGCUCAGUGUGACAAUUUUCUAUUAGAGAUUUCUAUUUGUAGGGCAGAAAAUGACUCGAUAUUCCACUGUAAAUCUAAAAUGGUUUUCAAUAGGAAACUACCUUUGCAUUCUUGAAGUCCCGUUGAGAUAUAUUUCUCAUUGAAAAUAAAAUAUAUUUUGAUAUGCCUCAUUUAUUUUAAAAACUAAUUUUAUGUAUUCAUGAUAUCUGCUGAGCAUGAUGAUCUCAGUACUGCAUCUAGGCUGUUUUUAUCCUGGUGAAUGAGCUGUAGUCACCAAAAGUCACCAGAUCAUGCAUCUGAGCUCAGCUCAGUGAAUGAUAUGGCUAAUAAAAAAGAAAUACCUUUGUCUAGAAUAUACAGGUGUAAAAAAGCUGCUUUCACUAUCAAAAGUAAUUGAUAGUUGAUGAUUUUUGAAUGGAAUACAAGGUCACAAACACAUACCAAAAUAGUCAUUGUUGUUAAGUACACACCAUUUAUACCUUUCUGUCUGCAUCCAGUAAUGCUUGAACCUGAGUUAUGCUCUGAUGGUACACUUGUAACACAGCUGCAGCUGCUUCAGUUAGUAAUUUCUCUUUCAAAGCAGCUGAGGCACAUAUGUGCUGCAAAAAUGUUUGUGAUGCUGCUUGCAGAGCAAAGCUGUGGAACAUUCAUGAUGCAGGCAGAAGUUGUGAAGCACUUAAGGAACACACAUGAAAUCCGUGUAGUAUCUAGGCUAUCUACCUAGAUAAUGCUACUACUACUCCACAUUUUGCAGCAUUCACUGACUUUUUAUUCUAAAAGCAGAGCUGUAAUUUUAAGUCUUUAAACUUGGAUGUAGAUGUUGAAAUAGUUUUAUAAUAAAAUGUUUUAAAUGCU